This is a messenger RNA of Cygnus atratus (black swan), 933 nucleotides long. RefSeq names its product distal-less homeobox 6 (gene DLX6). The transcript is spliced from 3 exons. Gene Ontology annotation, molecular function: DNA-binding transcription factor activity, RNA polymerase II-specific; RNA polymerase II cis-regulatory region sequence-specific DNA binding. Bases 1 to 804 code for a protein of 267 amino acids. The record is from RefSeq and is a predicted model, not a curated record. Gene Ontology annotation, biological process: embryo development; regulation of transcription by RNA polymerase II; cell differentiation. NCBI's taxonomy places the organism in Eukaryota, Metazoa, Chordata, Aves, Anseriformes, Anatidae.
AUGAUGACCAUGACCACGAUGGCUGACGGGCUGGACGCGCAAGACUCCUCCAAGUCCGCCUUCAUGGAGUUCGGGCAGCAGCAGCCGCCGCCGCAGCCGCCGCCGCCGCCCCACUCCCAGCAGAGCUCGCCGGCCAUGGCCGGCGCCCACUACCCGCUGCACUGCCUGCACUCCGCCGCCGGCUCGCACCCGCACCACCAGCACCACCACCACGGCUCGCCCUACUCCGGCACCGCCGGCUCCUACAACCACCGCUCGCUGGCCGCCUACCCCUACGUGAGCCACUCGCAGCACAGCCCUUACCUCCAGUCCUACCACAACAGCAGCGCGGCCAGCCAGACGCGGGCGGACGAUGCAGAUCAGCAAAAAACAACGGUGAUCGAAAACGGUGAAAUCAGAUUCAAUGGAAAAGGGAAAAAGAUUCGGAAGCCUCGAACCAUUUACUCUAGUCUACAACUUCAGGCUUUAAAUCAUCGCUUUCAGCAGACUCAGUACCUGGCACUUCCAGAGAGAGCUGAACUGGCAGCUUCAUUAGGACUUACCCAGACACAGGUGAAGAUCUGGUUUCAGAACAAACGCUCCAAAUUUAAGAAGCUGCUGAAGCAGGGCAGCAACCCCCACGAGAGCGACCCUCUGCCCGGCUCCGCUGCCCUGUCCCCUCGCUCGCCAGCCCUGCCUCCAGUCUGGGACGUUUCAGCUUCUGCCAAGGGAGUCAAUAUGCCUCCCAACAGCUACAUGCCCGGCUAUUCUCACUGGUAUUCUUCUCCACAUCAAGACACAAUGCAGAGACCACAAAUGAUGUGAAUUGUCCAAGAGAAAUAAUCUCCCAAGAACGCCUCGUCUCGACAUGGCAAAAAGUUCCCCUGCUUUGCCAAGCCGUGCCAGCUAGCAGGCUCUGUGUGAACUUGUAGAUGCGGCAAAGAGACAGAGUGG